GCGCGCGAAAACGGCUGGGCCGGCUGAGCGAUCAAAAUCAGUCGCAAUGAAUAACAACCAUAACAACUUCGGUGAUACAUUUAAAAUCUUUGGUAUUUGAGUACUUCGCGCUGUGGAUUUUUACAUUGUGUGGAAGACGCGAUGAUGGCAGCAGAAGAAGUGAACUUUAAUUUUCCUUUCGAGCCCUAUCUCGUUCAGCUCACUUUUAUGAAGACGCUGUACAAGGCGCUGGAAGACGGCAAAGUCGGCAUCUUCGAAAGCCCCACCGGAACCGGCAAGUCGCUUAGCAUCAUUUGUGCCUCCCUCGCCUGGCUCAAGGAAUUCAACAGCCGGAACAAAGCGUCGCUGGAGUCCGAAGUAACCGAACUAACUCGGCAAAUCUCGCUCCCCGCCGAUGCCGAGAGCGAUUGGAUCACGAGAGAUGCCGAAAACAUCGCACGAAGGUGUCGGUUGAGGGACGUUCAGAUCAUUCGUGAUGCCCUCCUCAAGAAAGAGAAGAAAUACGAGGACCUUAAAGACAAGGUUAAAAGAAGAAUGACUGAACGUGCUCAAGAGAGACUGGACUUGUUGAGCAAAGAUGUCGAUAAGGAGUUACUGGACAUCAGUCAACUUCUCGCCGACCAAAAAAAUGACGAUAGCCAGGACGACGAGGUCCCAGAUUACCACAGCGACGACGAAGAGGCCUGCAGUGACGAAGACGAUGACCCUGCGAAAGACCUGCCCUUUGCGAAGAUAAUUUAUUGCAGUCGGACGCAUUCCCAGCUUUCUCAGUUCGUCAAGGAACUGAAGAAAACCGUUUACGGCGAAGACACCCGGACCGUCUCCCUCGCAUCUCGAAGCAACCUAUGCAUCAACGAGACCGUAACGAAGCUCGCGAGUCUGUCCCUAAUGAACGACAAGUGUCUGGACAUGCAGAAGAAGUCGUCCGCUAAAUCUUCGACGGACAUGCCAGAGUGCAAACGUGCCAAGCGCUCGGUCUCCACAAAGUGCCCUUUCUACAGGCACCAGGCCAUGGAGGGUUUGGCGAACGACAUUCUCGUCGAAGUGCAAGACAUAGAACAGGUUGUGCACCACGGACGGCGAGUCAAAGCGUGCCCGUACUAUUCGUCGCGUUACGCGACUCCAGAUGCAGAGCUGGUACUUAUUCCGUACAACAUUCUUCUCCAGCGGUCGGCACGAGAUGCGUGCAAGCUCGCGUUAAAGGGCAACGUCGUAGUCAUCGACGAAGCACACAACCUCCUAGAAACCAUCAACGACACACACAGCGUUGAACUGAGAUUAUCAAACGUCGCUGAAGCUCACUGCCUGCUCAACGAGUACUUCAGUCGCUACCGUUCGAGGAUGAACACAAAGAAUGUGAUGUACGUGAAACAGGUACUUUUCGUGCUCAGGAGUUUUAUGACGUUGCUCGACGGCAAGAAAGCAAAGGGAGAGGCUGGGGAAGUCACUUCGGACAUGUUCAUGGUUCACGUCUUUCUCGUUGUAGCCGGCAUCUCAAACAUGAACUUGUUCAAGAUCCAGCGUUACCUGGAACGGAGCAAGAUCUCACUGAAGUUGCGAUCGUAUUCAAAGAAGACUGUCGUCGCUGUAUCCAAGAAGCCGGGAAACUUGAAAGCUAGCAAUGUGUCCACUUUCAUCGACAGCCUCAAAAACGGGGGCUCCAAAAAUGCAGAGGCACCGCACCCCCUUGAUGAGGCACUACAGCGCCCGUCUGCUUCUAGUUCCCCUCUGAUUACGGUCGAAGCGUUCAUCCGUGCCCUCAACUGCUCUUACGACGACGGCCGCGUGCUCGUGAGCAAGGCAGGGGACACGGGUGGCUCGUACCUCAAGUAUGUCCUUUUGAACCCCUCAAACUACUUUAAGGACGUCGUGUCCCAAGCCCGUGCAGUCAUCCUGGCGGGUGGCACGAUGGAGCCCACGAGCGAAUUCGUUGAUCAGCUCUUGAUUCCUGCCGGCGUCCAACCUGAGCGCAUCCUCCACUUUGCCUGCGGCCAUGUCGUCCCCAAGUCGAACCUGUGCGCCUUGGCACUCUCCCAGGGCCCCAGCGGCAAGACGCUGGAGUUCACGUACCAAAACAGAGCAGACGUCGAGACGAUCCGAGAGCUCGGCAACCUCCUAAUCAAUGUCGCCAGGGUCGUCCCCGGCGGAGUUGUCUGCUUCUUUCCCUCGUACGAGUACGAGAAGGUCGUGUCGGAGAAGUGGAAGUCGUCUGGCCUCCUGGAGAAACUCGCGGCCAGAAAACCAAUCUUCCGGGAGCCCGUCAAGUCGUCCGAGCUGGAAAAGAUGCUGGCGCUGUACGGCCAGUGCGCCAAGAGCAGCACCGGGGCUCUCCUCUUCGCCGUGGUGGGAGGCAAGAUGAGCGAGGGCAUCAAUUUCUCGGACGACAUGGGUCGCUGCGUCGUGAUGGUCGGACUACCGUUCCCAAACGCAAGGUCGCCUGAGAUGAAGAGCAAGAUAGACUUUCUGAAUGCGACCUACCCGCAGUCGAGCGACGGGCGCAGCGCGGGGAAGGUCUACUACGACAAUGUCUGCAUGAAGGCAGUCAAUCAGUCCAUCGGCCGGGCGAUCCGGCACAAAGACGACUACGCCACCAUCUUGCUGGUGGACCAGCGGUACCAGCGACCCAGCAUCAGCAAGGCUCUUCCCUCGUGGAUACGGGACAGCCUUGCAGCGCACUCCAAGUUUGGCACAGCAUUUGCAGCCAUUCAGCAGUUCUUCAGGGUGGACAGGACCAAUUCUGAGUAGAUUGUUUCGUUUCCUGUUUAAGUUUUUAGUUCUUUGGACAGCGAGUCAUUGUGAUGCUUACACCAGGAGCACAGUUCUUUCUUAGACGACAAGGAAUUGUUUAGUUUGUUUUUAUAAUUGUUCUUUGCAGAGUCUGGCACCCUUUUUCUGCACCAUUAAAGUAUUUUAAGACAAGAUACUGA
Messenger RNA from Ixodes scapularis (black-legged tick), 2927 nucleotides. RefSeq names its product ATP-dependent DNA helicase DDX11. Gene Ontology annotation, molecular function: DNA helicase activity; DNA binding; ATP binding. The record is from RefSeq and is a predicted model, not a curated record. The transcript has a single exon. Lineage: Eukaryota; Metazoa; Arthropoda; Arachnida; Ixodida; Ixodidae. Gene Ontology annotation, biological process: nucleobase-containing compound metabolic process; establishment of sister chromatid cohesion. Gene Ontology annotation, cellular component: nucleus. Bases 142 to 2745 code for a protein of 867 amino acids.